UCAACCGGAGCAUCACUCGUGCCUGUGGGUGUUUUAGUGAGACAGACACAGAGGAGCACCAACCAGUAAAAGCACAGCACUCUUCAUUAUCGACGCAUCACGCCAACAACAUCAAAACAGCCUUUCCAACCUCUGAAGUCAGUAGGACUUUGAAUUCGUUGUUAGCCAGACUACUAAUUAGCCCCUACACCCUCUAUCAUUUUCACUCCCUCAGGUUUGGGAGACUUGUGCAUAUGGCGGCUGCGCGCGUGAACGCGCAAAUGGUGGGCCGAUGGGUAACGUGAAGGGAGUGAUUAGCUAUGUAAUUGUGUUAAUAAUGAACUGGUUUCUUUUUGCAUUUUAACAGCAUGAUGUUCUUGGCCACCUACAUCGCAUUGAACUGCUGUGGUGAACAAAUCAGGAGACAGUUUCCCUGGAACCUUGUUCUGCUGGCUCUCUUUACUCUCAGCCUGGCCUGCAUGAUGGGCUUUGUGUCCAGCUUCUACAACACCAAGUCAGUGGUCCUGUGUCUAGGCAUCACUGCUCUGGUGUGUAUGUCUGUCACCAUCUUCAGCUUCCAGACCAAGAUUGACUUCACUUCCUACCAGGGAGUCCUGUUUGUCCUGACCAUGGUCAUGCUGUUCUGUUGCAUCAUACUCUCCAUUGUCAUCCCCUUCUGCUCAGCUUCCAUUAACAGCUGACACUGUAAAUAAGGACAAUUAGGUCACAUGAUGGCGUAAUGAGCAUGUGUACCUUUCCAGAAGGCGAUAAGAAUAGUUGUGAGGGACUGAUAGUGAGUUUAUAUAUAGAGUAAGGCUUUUGGCCCUCACUCGCCCUAUUUGGGUGGGUAGAGACUAACAUGUACAAGAUUGAUUAGUCCUGGGUAUUCCUUUAAAGGGACAGUUCGGGAUUUUGACAAUGAAUCCCUUUAUGUUAUUUCCCAGUCAGGUAAACUCAUGGAUAUAAUUUUUAUGUUUCUGCGUCCAUUAUGCAGGAAGUUAGAGGUAAUUUUGUGAGCUUCCUGCAUACUGGACACGGAGACAUAAAAAUGGUAUUCAUGAGUUCAUCUGACUCUGGGGAAGUAGAUAAAGGGCUUCAUUACCAAAAUCCCAAUGUAUCCCUUUAAUCUUGUGAGAUGAUUAUAAGCCAGUGUUAUUCCUAGAUUGGUGGCCUAUCCUCAUUAGGAUUGUUUGAUAAAAUUCUUACUGUCCGACACAGGUGCCCUGGUUACAAGCCAUCUACGCUGUGAUAGGAGCUAUCCUCUUCACUCUGGUGAGUGGCAGAUAUUCUACACGCAUUCAUCAUUGGGAAGGCCCAGAGUUUUUCCUGGUCAAGGUCACAUGGUCUAGACAAAUUCCUGGCCCUAAUCAUUGGGUUACAGUCUGUAGCGAAAUGGUUUGAUCUCAACCCCCCCUCCCUCGCUCCACUCUCUCUUCCUCUCUUAGUUUCUGGCGUUUGACACCCAGCUGCUGAUAGGCAACAAGCGCUACACUAUGAAUCCAGAGGAAUAUGUCUUUGCCACCCUGAACCUAUACCUGGACAUAGUAAACCUGUUCAGCUUCCUACUGUCAUGUUUUGGAGGGGGCCGUGACUGAUAAAUCUGUCUACCCGUCUGUCUCUCAAUCUGUUGGGAACCUAAAAACAUCUAUCAAACUAGAUGUCUGUCUAUUUCUCAUUUAGACCACAUGGGUGUUUUGGCUCACUACACUCUCUCAGUCCAAUCUCCCUCAACCUUAGAACUUAAAGUGGCACUCCAGUCUCUUUUUCACCUCAUUUAACACCCGAUUUACUGAACAAAAGGCACAUCUCAAUAGGUUGUCCAGUUAUGUCCUACUCCUUGAAAAAUGUCUAAAAACCACAAUUUUUCUCAAAACAUAUAUCUUUUUUACCCUUUGUGUGUACUUUACUGUAUUUACACUUGGGAUAUCGCUUUUCAACAGUAAAAGUAAAAAAAUAACUGGAGGAUGUCUUUAAGAGCUUCUUUCAUUUCUGUCUUCUUCUCAAACAACCCUGUCUCUUCUGUGAUCAAAAAAUUUGGAUAUUUCUCACGUACAAUAGUCUCUCGUCCUGACAGGCUGUUUACCUUUGAAUUGAGCAGCCGCCCAGCGAACACACAAGAUUUGGUUCUGAGUGCCGAGAUUGCAUACCUCACCUUAUUUAUGGUGAACAGUUGGAGAGCAGGUCAGCUUUGGGAAACAACAAACCUGGCCAUUACUUAAAAGGGCACUUACAGUAAGUAAGUCGUGUGUUUGUCUUCUGCUCUGUGUUAGGAAAUUAUGGAUACAAAAGCACAUAACGAUAAAUAGCAUUAACAUUUUGAGUCCCAGAAUGUUGGCGACACUGGUCUAAUACUAAAACAGUAUAAUACUUUAACUUAUUGUUCUUUCUAGUCUUCCGGGAAACCGAUUUCUGGUUCUUGUCUGUCAUCAACUCAGUACAAAGAAGAAAAAGUAAACAUUGAUACUGUAUCUUUAAAGCAUGCUAUCUUUCUGUAAAUAUACCUCUUUCCUGUUUUCCUAAACUAUCAUAUGGAUUCAGGAAAUCUUUGGAACUCAGCAGGGUUGAGUUUAAUUGUCUUAACUAUAGUUUUGAUAUGACAGAGUAUCUUCAGAUGUGUUUCCUAGAUUUAAUUUUAUUGUCAGUUAUUUUGUAAAUGUUUACAGAUUCUGAUCUGGAUCAAAUACAUUGCUAAGGUUCCAGCUUGGAACUACAUACUGGAACUUCCAGGUAUGGAAAGAUAAUAUUUUCCAAACUACAAUGUGAUUAGAGUAGUCUCUAUAUGGGCAUGAAGGCUCUGUAUCUUGUACGGAUUGCUUUUAUGCACGUUUAGCUACACAGAUACAUACAGAAUUACUUCAAAUCAAAAGGGAAGAAGUUAAAUGAACGAUCAUAUUAGAUCCUACAAUUGGUUUAUCAGUUGCAAGUUAUAUUGUGACUCCUCUGUAAGGUUAAUGUAUAGCCUUUUGAAUGCAGUAUCAUUAUUAUAAUGUCAAGGCUUGGUCAAUAAAGUUGUGUUUGGAAGUUACUAUGAUCUGCCAAAGAGAAAGGAGCUUACACCUUUCGAUGGAUAUCAAUCACUUUGGUUACCACAUUGAAAAAUGUAUAUUGAACAAACAUAAUACGAUUCGCUCAACACUAAAAUAAACUUGGAAUUUAUGUAA
This is a messenger RNA of Salvelinus fontinalis (brook trout), 3140 nucleotides long. RefSeq names its product protein lifeguard 2-like. Gene Ontology annotation, biological process: negative regulation of apoptotic signaling pathway. The transcript is spliced from 5 exons. Bases 348 to 680 code for a protein of 110 amino acids. NCBI's taxonomy places the organism in Eukaryota, Metazoa, Chordata, Actinopteri, Salmoniformes, Salmonidae. Gene Ontology annotation, cellular component: Golgi apparatus; endoplasmic reticulum; membrane. The record is from RefSeq and is a predicted model, not a curated record.